Messenger RNA from Pseudophryne corroboree (corroboree frog), 1715 nucleotides. It is a transcript of the gene DMC1, whose product is annotated as DNA meiotic recombinase 1. The transcript is spliced from 15 exons. Gene Ontology annotation, biological process: chromosome organization involved in meiotic cell cycle; DNA recombinase assembly; mitotic recombination. Lineage: Eukaryota; Metazoa; Chordata; Amphibia; Anura; Myobatrachidae. Gene Ontology annotation, molecular function: single-stranded DNA binding; ATP-dependent DNA damage sensor activity; ATP hydrolysis activity. Gene Ontology annotation, cellular component: nucleus; condensed nuclear chromosome. The coding region runs from base 318 to 1430 and encodes 370 amino acids. The record is from RefSeq and is a predicted model, not a curated record.
GUGUUUUUUUCUGUGCUCGACACAGUUAGUAGGCUUGUGGCUUUGCUGCCACAGAGGUCCACAUUUCAUGGAAUUUUUUUCUAAGUUUUUUCUUUUUUUCAACGAUUUACCACAUUCCUUCCCCCCUUCCAAUAGGCGUGGGUCCGGGAUAGUGAAGGCUGCUUUAGCAGCUGUGGGUGUCGGACCUCUCUAAAAAGAGCUCCCUCACUACCACGUGCAGGACUAAAACCUGCAGUAAAGGCUGGACGGAACUUACAGAGAAGGCCCGUCAUAGCCCUCACCACAGGGUCCAGGUCCAAUAUUUUUUUGUUAUUGUCAUGAAAUCAAUGGAGGAUCAAGUUGUAGAUGAAGAAGUGGGAAUUCAUGAUGAGGAGGAAUCUUUUUUCCAAGAUAUUGAUAUGCUACAGAAGCAUGGUAUUAAUGUAGCAGACAUUAAGAAGCUAAAGUCUGUGGGAAUAUGCACAGUGAAAGGAGUUCAGAUGACCACUAAAAAGACCAUGUGCAACAUCAAAGGACUAUCUGAGGCUAAAGUGGAUAAAAUAAAAGAGGCUGCAAACAAAUUAAUAGAACCUGGUUUUCUUACUGCCUUUGAAUACAGCGUCAAGAGGAAGAUGGUGUUCCACAUCUCUACUGGAAGCCAAGAACUUGACAAGCUAUUAGGAGGUGGAAUUGAAAGUAUGGCAAUAACUGAGACAUUUGGAGAAUUUAGAACAGGAAAAACCCAGCUGUCUCAUACACUUUGUGAUCAACCAUCAGAAAUCGUUGAUCCCAAGGAAUUGAGAGGCUUUGCAUCCUGUGCAGCUGUGAUGCCUUCACACGAAAAAAAAGUGACUGCCCAGCUUUCUGGACACAAUGGAUAUCCUGGAGGGAAGGUGAUAUUCGUGGAUACUGAAAACACAUUCCGGCCAGACCGACUCCGAGAUAUUGCUGACCGAUUUAGUGUGGACCAUGACGCAAUGCUAGAUAAUGUGUUAUAUGCCAGAGCAUACACCAGUGAACACCAGAUGGAGCUCUUGGAUUAUGUAGCAGCAAAAUUUCAUGAAGAAGUUGGUGUUUUUAAACUCUUGAUUAUUGAUUCUAUCAUGGCUCUCUUCCGGGUGGAUUUUAGUGGCCGAGGAGAAUUGGCUGAAAGGCAGCAGAAACUAGCUCAGAUGCUCUCCAGGCUUCAGAAAAUAUCAGAAGAAUAUAAUGUUGCUGUAUUUAUCACAAAUCAAAUGACUGCUGAUCCAGGAGCAACAAUGACAUUUCAGGCAGACCCCAAAAAGCCGAUAGGAGGCCAUAUACUCGCGCAUGCAUCCACAACAAGAAUCAGUUUAAGAAAAGGAAGAGGCGAGCUUCGUAUUGCUAAAAUAUAUGACAGCCCUGAGAUGCCAGAAAAUGAAGCCACAUUCGCAAUCACAGCUGGUGGUAUCAGUGAUGCAAAAGAGUGACAAUUGAUCUACAUCAGAGAGAGACAUUCCGCGUGAGAUUUAGCAUAUAUUACCAUACCAGUGCAUUUCUAUACUUAACAGUAGAGACAUUAUUAAACUGAUGACCACAUAAUGUAUUUACAACAUGAAUGGUUCAAUUGCUUGUUUUCAAAGUUUCCCUAGGCUUCAUUUUAAAUUAUAAUCAAUGUUUGGUUUAAUGUACUUGUAUUUGUUUUCAGUUUGAUGUUUUAACAUAAAUAUAGAAUUAAGUCAUCAGCAUAUAUUAAAGCUAAAACUAUCACCAGA